This is a messenger RNA of Fragaria vesca subsp. vesca, 2095 nucleotides long. RefSeq names its product glucan endo-1,3-beta-glucosidase 11-like. The transcript is spliced from 2 exons. The record is from RefSeq and is a predicted model, not a curated record. Lineage: Eukaryota; Viridiplantae; Streptophyta; Magnoliopsida; Rosales; Rosaceae. Gene Ontology annotation, molecular function: hydrolase activity, hydrolyzing O-glycosyl compounds. Gene Ontology annotation, cellular component: plasma membrane. The coding region runs from base 303 to 1691 and encodes 462 amino acids. Gene Ontology annotation, biological process: carbohydrate metabolic process.
AACACAGUAAAAAAAUCAAACCAAAGAAUCCAAUUCACACCCUCUUAUUCCCUUGGUCCCCUUUCUCCAUCUCUCACCCUCUCUCAGAAUCUCACAUCCCCAAAAUAUCAACCGACCUCCCCCCAUUUUUUUUUACAGUUCCAGUUCCAGAAGACAUUGACAUUACUCAUUUCUCUUUCCUCAGAGUCAGACUCACAAAGACACUGAAACUGAGCUCCCCAACUUGUCCCUCUCACUCUUACUUCACCUCAGUUUUAGAGCUGCAGCUCCUUCACUUUAUACUCCACCCUGAGCUGCACAGAAUGGAGCCCUUUAGCCACUGUUCUUCAUUGUUCUUCCUCGUUCUGCUAAUUUCAGGGUUCCUCUACUCUGAAGUGGCGAACUCAAUUGGAAUCAACUACGGCCAGAUUGCCAACAACUUACCUUCACCGGAAGCCGUGGUGCCCAUAGCGAAAUCCAUCGGAAUCACCAGAAUCAAGCUCUACGACGCCGAUCCCAAAGUCCUCAAGGCAUUCGCCAACACCGGAGUGGAGUUCAUAGUGGGCCUCGGGAACGAGUACCUCGCCAAGGUCCAAGAUCCGGGGAAAGCCCAAGAAUGGGUCAAGUCCAACGUCCAGGCUUACCUCCCGGCCACCAAGAUCACCUGCAUCUUCGUCGGCAACGAAGUCCUCACAUUCAACGACACGUCGUUAACCGGCAAUCUCCUCCCGGCGAUGCAGAGCGUCCACACCGCGCUGGUCAAUCUAAACCUGGACAAGCAGGUCACCGUCACCACUGCUCAUUCCCUCUCCAUUCUUGAAAAUUCUUUCCCGCCGUCGGCCGGAACUUUCCGCCGGGAUAUAAAGAACUGCAUAGCUCCGAUCCUCGAUUUCCAUUCCAAAACCGGAUCCCCGUUCUUAAUCAACGCCUACCCUUACUUCGCAUACAAAUCAAACCCGAAGCAAGUUCCAUUGGACUACGUCCUCUUCCAGCCCAACGCCGGAUCGCCGGAUCCGGCGACUAAUCUCCACUACGACAACAUGCUCUUCGCUCAGAUCGACGCAGUCUACGCCGCGCUGGGAUCUCUGGGCUACAAAAAACUCCCAGUUCACAUCUCCGAGACAGGGUGGCCUUCUAAAGGCGACGACGACGAGGCCGGAGCCACGCCGGAGAAUGCGAAGAAGUACAACGGGAAUCUGAUCAAGCUGAUUUGCCAGAAUAAAGGCACGCCGUUGAGGCCGAACUCGGAUCUGAAUAUCUACGUGUUUGCUCUGUUUAAUGAGAACAUGAAACCCGGCCCGAGCUCCGAGAGGAACUUCGGGCUUUUGAAACCUGAUGGAACUCCGGCGUACUCGCUUGGAUUCUCGCUGAACAGUAGCUCAAGUAGUAAGGGCAACAGUAGCAGUAGCAGCUCGUCCGGGUCGGGUCAGGGUGGGAUUAAUCCGAUUACUAUCGGAUCGUCGCCGCCUGGUUCUUCCAGUAACGGCUACUUGUCCAUCUCAUCCGCCUCCGCCACUGUGAGUGUUACUUCACUUUUUACUGUUUUACUUUUUACGUGUCUAUUUUUACUGGGCCAAAUGUCUAGUGGACUAUCGGGGUCGUUAAAUCUUGAUAAGCGUGACUGUGGUCCGUUGAAUUUUUGUUGGGAAUUAAAUUGUAGUGACGUGCCGUGGAAAACGACGUCGUUUGUCGUCGUUGUCAUCUGUCACUAACAUAAAUGCUACAAACCUUUGUCGUCAGCGUCACAUGGUUUUUGUAGCAAGCAUUUGCUGGAAGCCCACAUUUUGGAAGUGCUUUCUAGUUUCUAAUGGAAAACACUCCUUCUCUUUCUAAAUUAGAUGGAGUGCUUCCAAACUCGAUUUUAUUUACAUAUGUUGGGGCAUUAUAAAAGCACUGAAUUAUGUUUCAUGGUUAAACACUUUUUAACUUUUAACAAUCUUUUUUUUUUUGAUCAAAAGGUCAUACGAUUUAAUCAGAACAAGUAGUACAAAGACGACGUACCCUUGUAGGGUCGUCAGAAAACAUCGUAUUGCAGAAUUGCAAGUCCUAUACUAGAUAAAGCAUAAGCUUUGAAAUCCUAAGUACACCCACCUUAUAGCGAUUAAGCACAAUUAUU